AUGGCGCCGAAUAAAGAUUGGAUGGACCUAGUAGAUGAUGAUAGACUUGAUCCAAAAUAUAAAGAAGGGGUUGAUCAGUUUUUAGACUAUGCAUAUGAGAAGCUGUUGGAUAGUUUUAAUGAAAAGGAUGAAGACUUUGAAAUUCGAUGUCCAUGUGUUAAAUGCAGCAAUGUGAAGUCUGGUAAUCGUGAGUCGGUAAAGACCCACUUGAUUAUUCAUGGAAUUAUUAAAAACUACAGAUUUUGGUGUCAUCACGGCGAAAGACAGGGUGAGUCCAUUUCGGAGUUUGAUGAAGAACAAGAAGAAAUGAUAGAAGAAAGCCAGAGUGACGAUGAAAUGCAAGAAAUGAUUGGAGAUUUAUUUCAUAAUUCAACUGGCGUUGUUGCACCUGAUGCCACGUCGAGUCAGGAUAUUCUUGAGCAGGAACCAGAUGGACAUGCAAAACAAUUCUACAGUCUUUUAGGUGACUCCGAGAAACCUUUGUAUGAAGGCUCUAAAUGUUCAAAGUUAUCUGCUUUAGUGAAACUACUUCACAUAAAGAGCCUAAAUAGGUGGAGUAAUAAAUCAUUCUCAAUGUUGCUCCAGUUUUUGAAUGAGGAGCUAUUGCCAGGGGAAUCAACACUGCCUAAUUCGUAUGACGAGGCCAAAAAAUUAAUCCGAGACCUUGGCCUAUCAUAUGAAAAAAUUGAUUCGUGUCCAUUCUCUUGCAUGCUGUUUUGGAAAAAUGAAGAAGGUCUUGAUACGUGUCAGAGAUGUGGUGCUUCUAGAUGGAAACUUGAUAAACAUGGAAAAGAGAUCAAGCGAAAGGCAAAUGGUAAAAAAAUACCACAAAAGACAUUGCGAUAUUUUCCUCUUAAGCCACGAUUGCAAAGGCUUUACAUGUCUUCGAAGACAGCUUCUGAUAUGAGAUGGCACCAUGAAAGACAAGUUGAGGACGGAGUGAUGAGGCAUCCAGCUGACUCUAAGGCUUGGAAAAACUUUAAUGAGCUACAUGAAAGCUUUGCCGAAGAGCCCCGAAAUGUUAGGCUCGGUCUUGCAAGUGAUGGUUUCCAACCUUUCACAAAUUCAAAAGUUUCUUAUAGCAUAUGGCCCGUUUUACUUGUACCAUAUAACUUACCACCAUGGAUGUGCAUGAAGCAAUCUAAUUUUAUUUUAUCUAUGCUCAUUCCUGGUCCAACUGGUCCUGGAGAUGCUAUUGACACCUACUUACAACCAUUGAUAGAAGAACUAAAGGAGUUGUGGGCCUCAGGCGUUCGAACAUAUGAUGUAUCUCUGAGACAGAAUUUCAUUUUACGUGCAGCACUAAUUUGGACCAUUAAUGAUUUUCCUGCUUAUGCAAAUUUAUCUGGAUGGAGCACUAAGGGGAAAUUAGCAUGUCCUUGUUGUAAUAAGCACACUCACUCUAUCAGGUUAAAAUAUGGAGGCAAGCAGAGCUAUAUGGGGCAUCGUCGCUAUCUUGAUGAAAAUCACAGUUGGAGAAAGGAUAAGAAAUCAUUUGAUGGCACUAGGGAGAGAGGGUAUGCAGCGCCGAAGCUGACCGGAGAUGACAUCCUUAAGCAGGUGGAAGAUCUUAUAGGGAUCACCUUGACCAAUCAUCCAGAGAAGAAAAUUAAAAUAUCACACGAAAGACGGGGAGAUAAUUGGAAUAAAAAAAAUGUCAUGCAUAUUGAGAAGAAUAUUUGUGAUAGUCUGCUGGGAACAAUCAUGAACAUUAAAGGAAAGACAAAGGAUAAUAUCAAAGCCCGUCUCGAUUUACAAGCAAUGAGUUUAAAACCGGAGUUACAUCCAAUCCAGAGAGGAGAUAAACUUGUGAUGCCAGCAGCUUGUUAUACUUUAUCCCAAGAAGAGCAAAGCAAAUUUUGUCGAUUUCUAAAGGAGUUAAAAGUUCCAGAUGGAUUUUCAUCCAAUAUUUCUCAAUGUGUAAAUCUUAAAGAGCGUAAGAUUUUGGGGUUAAAGAGUCAUGACUGUCACGUUCUUUUGCAGCGCUUGAUUCCUGUAUCGAUUCGUGGCCUUCUUCCUACAAAAGUGUGUGAACCAAUUAUUGAACUUUCCAUAUUCUUCACUAUAUUAUGUGCCAAGACAUUAAGGGUGGAUGAACUUAAGCAAAUUGAUGAGCAGAUUCCACUUACGUUAUGUAAGCUUGAGAAGAUUUUUCCACCUUCAAUUUUUGAUGUUAUGCUGCAUUUAGUAGUUCAUUUAGCAUCUGAAGCCAUACUUGGAGGGCCUGUUCGAUUUCGAUGGAUGUACCCAGUGGAGCGUCAGCUUUAUACUUAUAAGUCAUAUAUCAGAAAUAGGGCACGUCCAGAAGGGUCAAUUGCUGAAGGAUAUAUAGCAGAUGAAUGCAUGACUUUUUGCUCAAGAUAUCUAAAAGGCUUCGAGACAAAGUUUAAUCGCCUUGAAAGAAAUUAUGAAGAUGACAAUAGAGAAUGUAAUGAAGCACAACUAUCUAUUUUCAGACAUAGUGGGCGGGCAUUGGGUGCUGCCACCACCCGCUACCUUGAUGAACGUGAGUGGUUGCAAGCUCAUAUUUAUGUUCUAAAGAACUGUGAUGAAGUGCAACCACACAUUGAGGACUACAAUGAAUUCGUGAGAGAACCCACAAAUCACUAUGAUGAUAAAGAUUGGGAUAAGAACUUUAUCGAGUGGUUCCAAGCUCUAGUUUAUCAGAGUUAUCGAGAAGAUGAUGACUUACUUUCACUAUCUCGUGGUCCAAGUAAGAUUGUUAAAUGUUUUACUGGAUUUGUCAUAAAUGGACAUCGAUUUCAUACAGAAAGUCGAGAUAAUUGUUUGUCAACUCAAAGUAGUGGGGUUGCAGUUGUUGGUGAUGCUGGUGAUGGUGGAGAUAUAGAUUAUUAUGGUGCUUUGGUUGAAGUUGUCGAAUUAGAGUAUCCUGGUAGAAGAAAGGUUGUUCUAUUUCGUUGUAAAUGGUGGGAUGUGCACGGCAAAGGAAAAGGGACCGCUUUGAAAGAAGACAAAUAUGGAUUUAUCAGUAUUAACUGCCGACACUUGCUAAAGACGAAUGACCACUUUAUACUUGCUGGCCAAGCAUCACAAGUUUUUUAUGUUGAGGAUAUUGCCAAUGAAGGUUGGCAUGUAGUUCUUAAAGCACAACCCCGUGAUUCCUAUGAUAUGCCACCAGAUACAGAUGAUUGUGGGAUAACAGACGAUGGAGUUGAAGCUUAUUUGCAAGAUGAAUCAUUUGAUGCUCAGGCUAUUGCAUCAACAUCAUUGGAAGAUGAUUAUAUCAAUUUGAGAAGGAGUGAUAUUGAUCCAAUUAUUGUAAAUUCGGUCUCAACUUCAAAAAAGAGGAAAAAGACUCAAGCAGAGAAUUAGAACGCUUUAAUUAAAGAAUAGAACACAAAUGAUAUUGUGUUAUUGAGAUAAAAUUUAAGUUGUAUCUUCACUAUAACUAUUCCUUUUUUAGACAUAUGAUGUUCUUUUCUUCAUAUUUUGGAUGUGGCUUUGACAUUGCAGCAAGUGCUUCUA
Molecule: messenger RNA, 3486 nt
Organism: Asparagus officinalis (garden asparagus)
Lineage: Eukaryota; Viridiplantae; Streptophyta; Magnoliopsida; Asparagales; Asparagaceae
Exons: 4
Coding region: 1-3333 (1110 amino acids)
Source: RefSeq, a predicted model, not a curated record